UGGACACAAAAAUAAGAGGGGCUGCAAAACGGGGGAAAUAAAGUUGUUGUAAAUAAAAUGCAAGUCACCACCUUCCCCCAAUCCUCUGCAUCCUCGCCGGGCGCGCGAUCGGCAGCUGACGGCCUAACAAUUGGUACAUCCUAAUGGAACUGCGAGGGAAAUGCAAUAAUUUUGCCAUAAUGGGCUGUAACCUCAAUUCGACCCCGGCCCUUGCAGCCCCCGGUCGGAAACCGGGCGAUGCGCCCUGCCUCCAGCGGGUGGCGCUCGAGUCCGACUGAACGGCGGCAACUGGCGGCGGGCACGCGCCCGAGGCGCGCGCGCCACCCCUCUCGCCUCCACCCAACUCCCCCAUUAGUGCACGAGUUUACCUCUAGAGGUCAUCAGGCAGGAUUUACGACUGGACAACAAAAGCACGUGAUUCGAAGUCGUACCCCAUAUUUGGGUGCCUACGUAGGAGGGAACCAAGUACAUGUCCCAGUCAUUUCCAUAAUUCAUCAUAAAUUGUGCAAGGGUGCUAUAGACGCACAAACGACCGCGAGCCACAAAUCAAGCACACAUAUCAAAAAACAAAUGAGCUCUUAUUUUGUAAACUCAUUUUGCGGUCGCUAUCCAAAUGGCCCGGACUACCAGUUGCAUAAUUAUGGAGAUCAUAGUUCCGUGAGCGAGCAAUUCAGGGACUCGGCGAGCAUGCACUCCGGCAGGUACGGCUACGGCUACAAUGGCAUGGAUCUCAGCGUCGGCCGCUCGGGCUCCGGCCACUUUGGCUCCGGAGAGCGCGCCCGCAGCUACGCGGCCAGCGCCAGCACUGCGCCCGCCGAGCCCAGGUACAGCCAGCCGGCCACGUCCACGCACUCGCCUCCGCCCGACCCGCUGCCCUGCUCCGCCGUGGCCCCCUCGCCCGGCAGCGACAGCCACCACGGCGGGAAAAACUCCCUGAGCAACUCCAGCGGCGCCUCGGCCAACGCCGGCAGCACCCACAUCAGCAGCAGAGAGGGGGUUGGCACGGCGUCCGGAGCCGAGGAGGACGCCCCUGCCAGCAGCGAGCAGGCGAGUGCGCAGAGCGAGCCGAGCCCGGCGCCGCCCGCCCAACCCCAGAUCUACCCCUGGAUGCGCAAGCUGCACAUAAGUCAUGACAACAUAGGCGGCCCGGAAGGCAAAAGGGCCCGGACGGCCUACACGCGCUACCAGACCCUGGAGCUGGAGAAGGAGUUCCACUUCAACCGUUACCUGACACGCCGAAGAAGGAUUGAAAUAGCACAUGCUCUUUGCCUCUCCGAGAGACAAAUUAAAAUCUGGUUCCAAAACCGGAGAAUGAAGUGGAAAAAAGAUAAUAAGCUGAAAAGCAUGAGCAUGGCCGCGGCAGGAGGGGCCUUCCGUCCCUGAGUAUCUGAGCGUUUAAAGUACUGAGCAGUAUUAGCGGAUCCCGCGUAGUGUCAGUACUAAGGUGACUUUCUGAAACUCCCUUGUGUUCCUUCUGUGAAGAAGCCCUGUUCUUGUAGCCCUAAUUCAUCUUUUAAUCAUGAGCCUGUUUAUUGCCAUUAUAGCGCCUGUAUAAGUAGAUCUGCUUUCUGUUCAUCUCUUUGUCCUGAAUGGCUUUGUCUUGAAAAAAAAAAAUAGAUGUUUUAACUUAUUUAUAUGAAGCAAGCUGUGUUACUUGAAGUAACUAUAACAAAAAAAGAGAAAAAAACACACAAAAAGUCCCCUUUCAAUCUCGUUUAGUGCCAAUGUUGUGUGUUGCACUCAAGUUGUUUAACUGUGCAUGUGCGUGGAAGUGUUCUUGUCUCAAUAGCUCCAAGCUGUUAAAGAUAUUUUUAUUCAAACUACCUAUAUUCCUUGUGUAAUUAAUGCUGUUGUAGAGGUGACUUGAUGAGACACAACUUGUUCGACGUGUAGUGACUAGUGACUCUGUGAUGAAAACUGUGACUCCAAGCGGUGUGUCCCUGCGUGCCUUUGUAGGACCCUUUGCACGAACUCUGGAAGUGGCUCUUAUAAGCGCAGCUUCAGUGAUGUAUGUUUUUGUGAACAAAGUUACAAAUAUUGUCCAAGUCUGUCUGUUUUAAGCAAACUGUGAUCAGCUUUUUUUUUUUUUUUUUUUUGUAUUUGUUUUUAAGGAAAAAAUACUGACUGGAACAAAAAAUAAACUUUCUAUUGUAAGUUC
Rhinopithecus roxellana (golden snub-nosed monkey) is the source of this 2158-nucleotide messenger RNA. It is a transcript of the gene HOXA5, whose product is annotated as homeobox A5. Gene Ontology annotation, cellular component: nucleus. NCBI's taxonomy places the organism in Eukaryota, Metazoa, Chordata, Mammalia, Primates, Cercopithecidae. The transcript has 2 exons. Gene Ontology annotation, molecular function: RNA polymerase II cis-regulatory region sequence-specific DNA binding; DNA-binding transcription factor activity, RNA polymerase II-specific. The record is from RefSeq and is a predicted model, not a curated record. Bases 238 to 1383 code for a protein of 381 amino acids. Gene Ontology annotation, biological process: anterior/posterior pattern specification; regulation of transcription by RNA polymerase II.